Molecule: messenger RNA, 465 nt
Organism: Aspergillus melleus
Lineage: Eukaryota; Fungi; Ascomycota; Eurotiomycetes; Eurotiales; Aspergillaceae
Exons: 1
Coding region: 1-465 (154 amino acids)
Source: RefSeq, a predicted model, not a curated record
AUGCCUCCUCCCUUCGUCAAACCCGCACCCUCUCUCUCCAAAAUGGCUACAUACCUCGUCACCGGCUCCUCUCGAGGCCUGGGCUUCAACAUCGUCAACCACCUCGCUUCGCGCCCUGCCUCGGAAGUAGGAACUAUCUUCGCGACCUCGCGACAGACUAUAAGCACACAGUUACAGGAGCUGAUCGAGCGUGAGAAAGGCCGCGUGGCGUUUGUGAAGCUAGAUGCUGCGAGUCAGGCUAGCGUGAGGGAUGCGUUGGGGGAGGUGGAGCGACAGUGGCUCCGAACCGACCUGGGAGGCGCUGACUUUGCUGAUCUACCACCCGCAACCGGGGCCGAGGCGACGAUGCAGAUCAUCGAUUCGGCGACGAGGGAAAUGAAUGGGAAAUUUUUGAAUAUCAGGGUUCCUGGAUGGGAGGAGAAUCCGGGGGUGAAUCAGUAUGAUGGGAAGGAGGUUCCGUGGUGA